UCAAUAAAUUGCCCCUAAUUUUCUUUACAGCUUUUCCAUUGUCACCUGGCUGGCUCAGUCCGUCAGUCGCAACUCCUUUCCAUUAUUUCUCAACCUCCAUUAUUGCAAUUUCGCUUACGCCGGACACUGACGCCGCCGGAGCAACGUCACCUCCCACUUUUCCAGUCAAAAAAAUCCCUAAAUAUUAUUAUUUCGCCAAACAUUUCAUGCAUGGAAGGAGAGAAUCAAAAGAAGCGGCCAUUGGAACUUGACUGGACCCAAGUUCUUGAUCAAAACGACACCGAACCACCUCCUCCGUUACUGAUUGUCAAAACUUUACCGCCACAGCCCUCCGAUAACUCCCCCAGAGAUGAAAGCUGCCGGGCGAUGACUAAUCAUGAGCUAGAUGAGGCUAUUAAGAGAAGCAGAAGCAAUCUUCUCGUUAUAGGUCCGAAAUUGCCGGACGGUGGAGAAAAGUUUCGAGCUCUGAUUAAAUCGUAUGUAGAAGAGAAGCAACGGCGACUCAAGUAUCAACGGCCUGAAACGGAUGUUGAAAUAUGUGAAAAGCCCUCUCAUUUAAGUAGCUCAAGUAAAACUGAUGGCUUUAAACGAGAGAACGGUACAUCUUCCGAAGUCCGUCCUCAAUCUGAAUUUGCCUUUUCUUUUAGCAAAAAAAUGGAAGAAAAAACAGACAGCCGCAUAGUUAAUGCCUUCGGGAAAGAACUGCAGACUUUAGGUCGAUGCAAAAGACAGAAGACAAGAUUCAAUGGGACAUUUUCACAAAGGGGGAGAUCUAAAGGUCAGUCAUCAUCAAGAAAAUUGCCCUUUAAGUCUGCAAUCAGCCUUUCACAUAAUGGGGAUAAAUAUGCAUCUAAUGGUAAUUUAAAGGGCAGAGCUUCUACUAAUCCUUUCUCCCGUAGUUGGGGAAGUGAAUCCAUCAACUUUCCUAAGAAAAAUGUUGAUUGUCAAGUCCUACCUUUAAGUGGCUCAAGGCUUAGGAAGGAGCAAACAGUUGUUCUUUUAGAUGAGGAUGAGAACCCGCUUGAAGAUAUGGUGGACCAAGAAGAUAAACUUCCUGAAUGCAUGAAAGACGCAAAGAUCUAUUAUCCAUCCAGGGAUGAUCAGGGAUGUGUGGAUAUAUGUUAUGCAGAUAUGGACAGUCUAGCCCCUAAAAGUUUUUUGACAUCACCUAUUAUGAACUUUUACAUCAGGUAUUUGUGGCUGCACACAUCUCCAACAAACAAGGCCAUAAGCGAUUAUCACUUUUUUAAUACAUUCUUUUAUAGCAAGCUCAAACAGGCUGUUUCAUAUAAGGGGAAUGACAGGGAGUCCUAUUUUAUUAAGUUCAGAAGGUGGUGGAAGGGUGUCAAUAUAUUUCAGAAGGCUUAUGUCCUUAUUCCUAUACAUGAGGAUCUUCAUUGGAGCUUGGUGAUUAUAUGUAUACCAGAUGAGAAAGAUGAGUCUGGACCUAUAAUACUUCAUCUGGAUUCUUUAAGGUUUCAUUCAAGUGAAACAGUUUUCGAAGAUAUUACAAGCUAUUUGAGAGAAGAAUGGAGAUACAUGCGUAAAGAAGUUAGUCCUUUAGAUGUUCCAAUUGCAAAACGAGUCUGGGAAUAUCUACCUCGCAGAAUUGAGACAAGAAAAACUCAGGUGCCUCAACAGAAAAAUGACUAUGAUUGUGGUCUCUUUGUACUUUUCUUCAUGGAGCGUUUCAUUGAAGAGGCCCCCGAGAGGUUGAAGAAGAAAGAUUUAGCAAUGUUUGGCAAGCAGUGGUUCAGACAUGAAGAGGCUUCGGGUCUGAGAAUAAAAAUCAAAAGGUUACUUCUGGAUGAAUUUAAAAAAGCGAAUGAGAGCGGCUGUGUUUCAGAAUCUCCUCGUUUGUCUACAGGGAUUGAGCAACCUCCUGAUACUGAUCCAGCUGUGACUACAGAAUUAUGUGAUGGUUCGAGAUCACCUAGUGUAUAGCUCACAAAACUAGUUUGAAAAUAGAUUGCGUGAACAUAAACAGUUACAUGAAUCUUGUAUAGACUCCCAAAAUCAGUUCCGGAAGCUGUUACCGUCCAUGAAAAUUAGCUGUUCACUCUCCUGCACACUGGUCAUCCCACUGCUAAGCAGUAUCGAGCUGGAUUCAUUUUGAUUUUCAAAAUUUUGUAUAGGAGGGAAUUAGAUCUGAGCUAAUAUCUGAUUAUGGUGGUAAAACACAAUCCACCAUUUAUUAUGUAUUCGUUCUUUUUACUUCUUA
Messenger RNA from Mercurialis annua (annual mercury), 2221 nucleotides. Its product is annotated as ubiquitin-like-specific protease 1D. Lineage: Eukaryota; Viridiplantae; Streptophyta; Magnoliopsida; Malpighiales; Euphorbiaceae. The record is from RefSeq and is a predicted model, not a curated record. Bases 211 to 1944 code for a protein of 577 amino acids. Gene Ontology annotation, biological process: proteolysis. Gene Ontology annotation, molecular function: cysteine-type peptidase activity. The transcript is spliced from 14 exons.